Molecule: messenger RNA, 1616 nt
Organism: Chrysochloris asiatica (Cape golden mole)
Lineage: Eukaryota; Metazoa; Chordata; Mammalia; Afrosoricida; Chrysochloridae
Gene: TTI2
Product: TELO2 interacting protein 2
Exons: 7
Coding region: 1-1527 (508 amino acids)
Cellular component (GO): nucleoplasm; cytosol; centrosome
Source: RefSeq, a predicted model, not a curated record
AUGGAACGUGACAGCAUUCGAGAAAAUCCGUCACCGGAGAACUCGUCCAUGCCUGGAGGGCCAUCGUCUGCCGCUCUCGGGCAGGCCUUCUCUCAGUUAUUACACCGUUUUACCCGCCAGGAGACCCACUCGGGUCAAGGCAGAGAUGCAAUUUUUCAGGACCUCGGUGCUCUAAUAGAAGCCACAGAAUAUGACAGAUUAUUUGAGGGGAAUGACACAUCAGUCCGUGGAAUGUCUGAGCUGCUUGGAGAGGUGGCUAAAGCCCUGGGGAGGUAUUCCACCCCACCUAAGGAAGAGGGAGGAAGAGGUGAUGGCUAUUCCGGGGUGGCUGAGAAAGCCACAGAAGUUGGAUUACUAUUUCUCAAGCUACUUGGGAAAGUUGAAACUGCCAAGAAUUCCUUGGUCUACCCUGCAUGGAAGACAGGCUUGCAUCACUUGGCAGGACCCAUUUAUAUUUUUGCUGUCACACACAGCGUGGAGCAACCGUGGACCAGUCCAAGAUCUCAGCACGUUGCUGGAAAAGUACUUUCCUUACUUCUUCAAGUUUCUGACUGUGGCUCUGUGGCAGGAUUCCUCCACGGAGAAAAUGAAGACGACAAAGGAAGAUUUGGUGUGAUUAUGGGGCUUCUCAAACCCAACUUGAAUAAGGAAUUGUGGAAAAAUAACCCUGCCACCAAACAUGUUUUUUCAUGGACUCUGCUACAGGUCACUCGACCCUGGCUGAACCAAUAUCUGGAAAGGAUUCUUCCCCCAUCAUUGCUCAUCUCAGAUGACUAUCAAACUGAGAAUAAAAUCUUGGGCAUAUGCUGUCUCCAUCACAUUGUGCUUAAUGUGCCAGCUGCUGACUUGCUCCAGUACAACAGGGCGGAGGUUCUAUACCAUGCCAUUUUCAACCACCUGUACACACCAGAGCACCAGCUCAUUCAGGCUGUGCUUCUGUGUCUGCUGGAUUUAUUUCCCAUCCUGGAGAAAACUCUGCAGUGGAAGGGAGAUACUGCUCGACCCACCACACACUGUGAUGAGGUCCUGCAACUGAUACUAACCCACAUGGAGCCAGAGCACCGCCUUCUCUUACGCAGAAGUUAUGCAAGAAACCUACCAGCUUUUGUGAAAAGGUUGGGGAUUUUAACUGUUCGGCACUUGAAGAGGCUGGAACGAGUCAUCAUUGGUUAUCUGGAGGUUUACGAUGGACCAGAGGAAGAAGCUAGACUGAAGAUAUUGGAGACCCUAAAACUUCUUAUCCAGCAUUGUUGGCCCAGAGUUUCCUGCAGACUUGUGGUGUUACUGAAAGCUCUCUUGAAACUGGUAUGUGAUGUAGCAAGGGAUCCAAACCUUACACCUGAGCCUGUGAAGACCACCUUGUUACAGGAGGCCACAGAUUGCCUGAUUCUCUUGGACCACUGCUCACAGGGCCGGGUGAAGGGUCUCCUGGCUAGAAUUCCCCAAAGUUGUCAAGAAGGCAAGGUGGUGAACUGUAUCAGAAAAGUGCAGCAAGCUUCUGGUGGCGCUCACAGUGAUGGAACUUAAGAUUUGUAUUACUUACCCAAAGAUGAAACUGUUUUCUUUUUGUCUCUGAUUGUAUAAAUGGUGUUUUAUGGGAAAAGUUAUUUUUAUAC